This is a messenger RNA of Zea mays, 2186 nucleotides long. RefSeq lists its product as uncharacterized. Gene Ontology annotation, molecular function: protein binding. The record is from RefSeq and is marked validated. NCBI's taxonomy places the organism in Eukaryota, Viridiplantae, Streptophyta, Magnoliopsida, Poales, Poaceae.
GUGGCCUGGCUUCCGUUCCGCCCGCCGAGGCCAGUGUGGCAGGCAGCUCCCGCGCGAGCGCGAGCGCGAUCCAGAGGCUGGCGCACCUGCGUCACUCGCUCCGCGCUGCCGCGAUCUCCUCUGACGUCGAAGUCGCCCGGGGGAUGACACAGGGGGAAGGGGUGGUGUGGGAGGGGUGAACAGGAGCUCGGUGACUUUUGUGAGGGCCGCCAGAUGGAGGAGCGCCGGCUCGACACGCCGGCGAUGAGGAGAAUCAGCGAGUGGAUUCUUUCACUAGAGUUCCCAAGCGAUAUUACCAUCCAGGUUGGGGAGGCGACCUUCAACUUGCACAAGCUCCCGUUGGCAUCGAGGUGCGGCUACAUAAGGGAGCAGGUGUCGGGGAUCAAUGGCUCCAGGGUCACCCACAUCGACAUCACGGGCUUGCCGGGCGGCGCCGCGGCGUUCGAGCUCGUCACCAAAUUCUGCUACGGCGAGAACUUCGAGCUCACGGAGGACAACGUCGCCAUGCUGCGGUGCGCCGCCGAGCACCUGCAGAUGACCGACGACGACAGCAGGGGCGGGAACCUGGCCGGCAGGACCGAGGCCUACCUGGAGGCCGUGGCGCUGAUGAGCCUCGCGGGCGCGGUCACCGUGCUCCGGAGGUCGGAGGACCUCCUCCCGGUGUCCGAGGAGGUGGACCUCGUCGGCAGGUGCGUCGACGCCAUCGCCUACUUCACCUGCAACGACAGUCAGUUCAGCAUGUCCAACGGUAACGGCAUGGACGUGUCGUCGUCCAAGGUCAUCAUCGAUGAUUGGUUGGCUGACGAGCUCACGUCGCUGCGGAUUGACACGUUCCAGAGAGUCGUAAUUGCCAUGAAGGCGAGGGGGUUCAAGGGCAUUGCUCUGGGCACGCUCAUCAUGCUCUAUGCGCAGAAGUCGCUGCGAACGCUGGACACACACGGAAGGGAGAAGCAAAAGAUGGAGCCGAGGCAGGAACACGAGAAGCGUGUGGUGCUUGAGACCAUCGUGACUCUGCUGCCCAAGGAGAGGAACUCCAUGUCCGUGAGCUUCCUCUCGAUGCUGCUUCGAGCAGCGCUGUGCCUGGACACGACCCUGGCGUGCCGGCUCGACCUCGAGAAGCGGAUGGCCGCGCAGCUCGGGCAGGCCGUGCUCGACGACCUCCUGAUCCCGAUCUUCUUGCCCGACGCCGGCAACACGUUCGACGUCGACGCGGUCCAGAGGAUCCUGGUCGGGUACCUGGAGCACGAGGCCGAGGCGGACCGGCUGGACUACAACACCGACGACGACUUCACCUCGACGGCGUCGCCGCCCAACGACGUCGGAAUGGUCGGCAAGCUCAUGGAGUCCUACCUGGCUGAGAUCGCCUCGGACGUGGACCUGCCCGUUGACAAGUUCACCGGCCUCGCCGAGAUGAUCCCGGAACGCGCUAGGUUCAACGACGACGGCAUGUACCGUUCCAUCGACAUCUACUUGAAGGCGCAUCCGUAUCUGAGCGAGGCCGAGCGGAAGACGGUGUGCCGGGUGAUGGACUGCCAGAAGCUGUCGCGCGAGGCGUGCGCGCACGCGGCGCAGAACAAUCGGCUGCCAGUGCAGACAGUGGUGCAGGUUCUCCACCACGAGCAGCGGCGCCUGCGCGAGGCCCCUACGUCGUCGUUCUACGGCGGCGAGUCCCCGACCCCGGCGCCGAGCCUCCAGGGCCGGCACGGCCGGAGCGUGCCGGACGAGAUGUCACAGCUGCAGCGGGAGAACGAGGAGCUCAAGAUGGAGCUGCUGCGGCUGAAGAUGAACCUGAGGGACCCGUCGGCGCCCCCGCAGCACAGCGACGCUCCACCAUCGGGGCGCCGCCCGCUGCCGAAGAAGGCGGCAGGCGGCAGCGGGGGGUUCAUUAACAACGUGUCCAAGAAGCUCGGGCGGCUGAACCCGUUCCUGCGGCCUGACGCCGUGGGUGGCGCCAAAGUGCGCACCAAGCCGUCCAGGACCAAGGAUCGGAGGCACUCCAUCGGCUAGUGAUUGGAAUUGGCUCAUGCUCAUUGCCGGCUUCUUUCAUCUUGAAUCUUCUUGACGGCUAUUUCACUCGAUGAACGUAAAAAAACACUCGUUGAUUGAUUGAUUGAAUGGCCGAGUCGUGAGUAAAGAUGUGUAGCUAUCGCACUUGAACAUAAAUAAGAUGCUAUGUUAUACUUUCU